CAACGAAUUGUGUUAAUCCACGGAUAAGAUAAAAGCAUUAGUCAAUGAAACGUUCAUGUGUUCAUUCACACUUAUCGUGUCUACGAAAGUGUUAAUCUUACCACUGCGCUACCUUCAGUGAAGGGCACCUCAUUUAGUAUCCAUUUCAGCAGUCACAGAACAACAUGGUCACGGGACGUUGGAGAACAAAGUUGCAGAGACUUAUUGUAGUUGUGGGUUUGUUGUUAAAAGUUGCAAAAAGUUGCCCAGAACUGAGACAAUGCUUCCCAGAGUCAGUCGUAACUGUGCCCUGCCAAAACGAUCCCACCCCAGAAUGGACCUCGGAGCCAAGUGAUAUAGACUGUAGUAUUUACGUUUCCUGUUUCAAUGCUAUCGGCAUAAAGAUGUGCUGUCCGGAUGGGAUGCUCUUCAAUCCGGACACACUUAAAUGUGACGAUGAAAGCAAUGUGGACUGUCAAAUCGAGCCCCCGCCGUGUCCGCAAACGACAACGACGUCCAUGCCGGAUACUACAACAGGCCUAGCCGAUACUACAACGAACGAUGCAGACACCACGAUGGUAACAAAUCCUGUAGAAACAACGACCGAUUUAAGCACUGACGAAACUUCAACUACAACGGAUGAAACAGAUACCACCACGCAACCAAUUACAACUACCCAAGAAAUUACUUCGACCGCAGCGAUAGAUACCACCACCGUUCAGCAGGGGCCAGACUUAGCCGCACUUUGUGCAGCACUAUCUACGGAUUCGUUAGUGGAAUUAGCAUAUCCCGGAGAGUGCAGUUCUUACAUUGUGUGUUUGGAUAGGCAAUACAUUGCCACCGAAGCAUGCCCGGCCGGACUACACCACAAUCCCAUACUUUCCGUCUGCGACUCGCCAGACCAAGCAGAGUGUUUGGAUUACAUUUGUCAGAACAAUCCCGAGGGCAGCCAAAUAAAUAUAGCCAGCAUAAACUCCUGCCAAAGAUAUUACAUAUGCAUUGGCAACAUGACAGUAGAACGGUUCUGCGCGCCAGGUACAAUCUACGAUGACGAGAAUGGUUGGUGUAUCGUCGAAGAUGUGGAUAAUCCUUGUGUGCGCGAACGACUUCCCGCCCCACCUCAAGGGGUAAUCAUGCAGUGCACGGGAGAAAGUGAAUUAACUAAAAUUCGCCAUCCAACGAUGUGCGAUGUGUAUUACCGAUGUCUUAACGGGCGGCUUUGGGCGCGACAGUGCCCCGCGGGUCUUUAUUUCGAUACAGAUCGAGCUCAAUGCAACUUGGCAGAAGUUGUGUCGUGUGAAGUACAGCAAUAGUAUACGUAAAUAUGAAAAUAUAUAUUGUCUUAUAAAUGAUUACACAUUACAAGCUUUUUGUGAGGAAAGGGUUGUUCACAUGCGAACCAACGUUAGAGGGUUGCAAAUACGAAAAAUGCCGGCAUAACGACAAUCAAAAUAAAUAAAUUUAUGCAUAGAAACAUUGUCUGUCUA
This is a messenger RNA of Anopheles merus, 1466 nucleotides long. RefSeq names its product probable chitinase 10. The transcript has 3 exons. Gene Ontology annotation, cellular component: extracellular region. The coding region runs from base 165 to 1292 and encodes 375 amino acids. Gene Ontology annotation, molecular function: chitin binding. The record is from RefSeq and is a predicted model, not a curated record. Lineage: Eukaryota; Metazoa; Arthropoda; Insecta; Diptera; Culicidae.